This is a messenger RNA of Aspergillus pseudonomiae, 837 nucleotides long. RefSeq lists its product as uncharacterized. The record is from RefSeq and is a predicted model, not a curated record. NCBI's taxonomy places the organism in Eukaryota, Fungi, Ascomycota, Eurotiomycetes, Eurotiales, Aspergillaceae. The transcript has a single exon. Bases 1 to 837 code for a protein of 278 amino acids. Gene Ontology annotation, molecular function: ubiquitin protein ligase activity.
AUGCCCCUCCAAUCCACAUUACCGCACCAGCUCAGCAAAAUCCUAAACAUCCACCCCCUGCAAGAGCAUCAGUGUCUGGAGUUCAGCGUUGGCCGCGUCCACCGGUGCAAAAACACAAUCAGCCCUGCCACCCGCGCAGCAGCCCUUAGAUUACUCAAUACAGGCAGCAGGUAUUUCAACGAGGGUCGGGAUAUCAGCAGCACUUUGAUCGGUUUGUCGACUCUGCUGCUGUGUACUGAAUCGCAUCAGUCGCAGUGGUAUCGACUAGCUCGAAAGUGGGACUUCCAGGUGUGGAGGUACUCGCUUGGUCGGCGGGAUUCUCCGGCCACUAAGGAUAUGGGGAACAGUGAGGAUAGGUCUGUGCAGGGAGCUGGAGCUAGUAGUGUCCUCCACUCGGACGCAGUGCAUGGGCCGGUGGAGCAGACACAGCAAGCGCCGGCGGAGGAGUGGCGUCCACAGCGCGAGGUUCCAGGAUCAUACCCCCCUGAAGAGCGGACCGCCAGUCCUGUCAGCGAGACGUCGGUGUGCUCGAGCUCGAGCUCGGGUCAGGCCGUGGAUACGAGCGUUGUAUCGAGAAUGGUGGCGCCAAGGGCGGUUGAGGACGAGUGUGGAAUCUGUCUGUUAGGGUUUUUCGUGGACGUGACUGGCGGGUCGGCGAGGGAGUACACUGCGGCUGAGAAGAAGCUUUACGAGACCGAGUAUGAUGAUGAGCGGUGGGUGUGGUGUCAGGGUCAUUGUGGCACGAAUUACCAUCGAGAUUGUAUGGAUCGAUGGAUUGAGACGUUUGAUGAUUUGUUUCCGAGAUGUCCGACUUGUAGCGAAUUUUGGGUUUAUUGA